Miniopterus natalensis is the source of this 1069-nucleotide messenger RNA. RefSeq names its product trace amine-associated receptor 3. Gene Ontology annotation, biological process: G protein-coupled receptor signaling pathway. The record is from RefSeq and is a predicted model, not a curated record. Lineage: Eukaryota; Metazoa; Chordata; Mammalia; Chiroptera; Miniopteridae. Gene Ontology annotation, molecular function: trace-amine receptor activity. Gene Ontology annotation, cellular component: membrane.
AUUUGAAAAGAUAAAGCGCCAUGGAUCUAACUUAUAUUCCUGAAGACUUAUCCAGCUGUCCAGAAUUUGGAAACAAAUCCUGUCCUCCCACCAACCGCCCUUUCCACAUCCGAGUGGUAAUGUACUCGAUUAUGACGGGAGCCAUGGUUAUCACCAUCCUUGGAAACUUGGUUAUAAUGAUUUCCAUAUCACAUUUCAAACAGCUUCACUCCCCCACCAAUUUUCUGAUCCUUUCCAUGGCAACCACGGACUUUCUGCUGGGUUUUGUCAUAAUGCCGUACAGCAUGGUGCGGUCGGUGGAGAGCUGCUGGUACUUUGGGGACGGCUUUUGCAAGUUCCACGCGAGCUUUGACAUGAUGCUGAGCCUGACCUCCAUCUUCCACUUGUGUUCCAUUGCUGUUGAUCGGUUCUACGCUGUGUGUUACCCUUUACACUACGCAACCACAAUGACCACCUCCAUGAUACGGCGCCUGCUGGCAUUUUGCUGGUCGGCCCCCGCUCUCUUCUCUUUCGCUUUAGUUCUAUCCGAGGCCAACGUGUCCGGGAUGCAGAGCUAUGAGAUCCUUGCUGCCUGUUUCAAUUUCUGUGCACUUACUUUUAACAAAUUUUGGGGGACAGUACUGUUCACCACAUGUUUCUUUACUCCUGGCUCCAUCAUGGUUGGUAUUUAUGGGAAAAUUUUUGUGGUUUCCAAGCGACAUGCUCGAGUUAUCAGCAACAUGCCUGAAAACACAAGGGAAGAAGUGAACAAAAAUCUAUCUAAGAAGAAGGACAGGAAAGCAGCUAAGACCCUCGGUAUAGUAAUGGGGGUGUUUCUAGCUUGCUGGUUGCCUUGUUUUCUCGCUGUUUUGAUCGACCCAUAUUUAGGCUAUUCUACUCCCAUAAUAAUACUUGACCUUUUGGUGUGGCUUGGGUACUUCAAUUCCACUUGCAACCCCCUCAUUCAUGGGUUUUUUUAUCCAUGGUUUCGGAAAGCUCUCAAGUACAUAGUGUCAGGGAAAAUAUUUAGCUCCCAUUCAGAAACUGCAAAUCUGUUUCCUGAAGCACAUUAAUUAAACAGCCAUCAGAA